AUGACCAACAAAAACACCGUUUUGGAUAUGACGGAUUUGCCAACUUUCACAUAUCUUCGAAUGGUCAAUGUGAUGGGUACCCACAAUACGGAUUUUGCAUUCGAGCAACCGGAGAUUCAGGCUGUAAUCAAUGAGAAGAACAAGAUUGGCAAAUACGAUCUGCUGCUGGCGGAGCAGUUCUACAACGAGGGUGCCCUCAUCCUGGGUCACUUGUACCAGAUCCCCAUAAUAACUGUUUCUACUUUUGGUUAUGCUAACUACUUGAGUCAGAUGUUUGGAAUUGUGUCUCCUUGGUCAUAUGUACCACAUGCCUAUAUGCCCUAUACGGAUCGCAUGUCGUUGUGGGAACGCAUCGAAAAUGUUGCCAUCAGUGCAACCGAGGAUCUCGUCAGAGAGUUCUCCUAUUACCCCGCACAGGAUGCCGUCUUAAGAAAGCACUUCUCCAAACUCCUCGACAGAGUUCCCACCGCCAAAGAACUUGAGCGUAAUGUCUCUGCCAUUCUGUUGAACACCUACGUGCCACUGUCUUCCUCGAGACCAAUGGCAUAUAAUAUGAUCCCAGUGGGCGGUUUGCACAUUCAACCCCCGAAGGCGCUACCGGAGCAUCUUAAAAAAUUCCUGGACGGAGCUACACAUGGAGCCAUUUACUUCAGCUUGGGUUCCCAGGUCAGAAGUGCCGAUUUGCCACCUGAAAAGCUAAAGAUUUUCCUAGAAGUCUUUGGGAGUCUGAAGCAACGCGUUCUCUGGAAGUUCGAGGAUGAGUCCCUGCCCAAUCUGCCUGAUAACGUGAAGGUGCAAAGUUGGUUACCUCAAGGCGACAUCCUGGCGCAUCCCAAUGUCAAGGUUUUCAUUGCCCAUGGAGGACUCUUCGGCACACAGGAGGCAGUGUACAAUAGUGUUCCCAUAUUAGGAAUGCCCGUUUACUGCGAUCAGCAUCAGAACAUUAACCAGGGUAAAAACGCAGAAUAUGCUCUGGGAUUGGAUUACCGAAAAGUCACGGUGGAAGAAUUGCGAGGUCUGCUGCUGGAACUGAUUGAGAAUCCAAAGUACAUGAAUAACAUUAAGAAGGCCUCUCGGAUAUUCCGCGAUCGACCACUUGGAGCUAUGGAUACGGCCAUGUACUGGAUCAACUAUGUGAUCGAGCACCGAGGUGCUCCUCAUCUGGUGUCCGCUGGCGUGCAGCUUCCCUGGUAUCAGUUCUACCUUCUGGACAUUGUGGGUCUAGCUAUCGCAGUGAUUCUCCUGCCAAUCGUGGCUCUAAUCCUGAUCUGCCGCAGGAGCUCCAAGCCAAAGAGCACUCCGAAGAAGAAGACCAAGAAGAAUUAGAACCAAAACUUGAGUUUUAUUUUUGUUAACAAAAGAGGCUACAAUUAUGUUAGAUAGUUUCUUGUAAUAAAUUUUGGAUAAUUUCGUAA
Drosophila teissieri is the source of this 1415-nucleotide messenger RNA. RefSeq names its product UDP-glycosyltransferase UGT5-like. The transcript is spliced from 2 exons. Bases 1 to 1326 code for a protein of 441 amino acids. Gene Ontology annotation, molecular function: UDP-glycosyltransferase activity. NCBI's taxonomy places the organism in Eukaryota, Metazoa, Arthropoda, Insecta, Diptera, Drosophilidae. The record is from RefSeq and is a predicted model, not a curated record.